AAAUCAACACCGUCUACGCCUUCCCCACCUCCGCCAUCACAAGCGCCCCCUCCGAAAUCAGAGUCUCCGCCUCCAAAAUCAGACUCACCUGCCCCAAAGUCUUCACCAUCCCCCAAACCUUCACCACCACCACCAUCUCCGCCGCCAUCAUCACCUCCACCAUCGUCACCACCUCCGUCUUCACCACCACCAUCAUCAUCGCCACCAAAGUCACCUCCUCCUCCUCGCUCACCACCACCUUCACCCUCAAAAGACAAGGGAUCGCCAUCUGGAUCAUCGUCGCCUUCUCCUCCAGCUUCUCCACCGCCACCUAGCGGUUCUUCCGAUGAGAAUGCUCCUCAACCAUCAUCCUCUGGCGGCAGUUCAUCAUCUAAAUCACCACCAACUGAUUCAUCACAAGGCGGAGGCUCCUCUCAAUCCUCACCUAGUGACUCUCAGUCGCCUCCAGCCUCUCCACCUCCAGGUACACCUUCAACCAACCCUACCACCCCAUCUCCUCCUACAGUGCCUAGCCCUCCAGCGGUUCCAGGUUCAGGAACUACAACUCAGCCUCUCCCUCGCCCUGCUAAUUCCGCCCCCACCCUCUCCCCUCCCUCAACCAGAAGUCGGUCUGCAGCUUCAGACGACUCAGGGGGUAGUAGUAGUAGGCAUACAGGCACUGUCAUUGGCUUGACGUUAGCUGGAGUUUUCCUCAUUGCCUUGGUAGCCCUCAUUGUUGUGUUUGUAAGGAAGAGAAAGAAGCAGGCCCAACCAUACCCCCCAAAUUACAUGCCUCCCACCCCUGGUCCCCCCGGCACUAACUUAUCAACUCCAGGUGCAUAUUAUCAUGCGCAGCAACAGAGUUCUGCAGCUUCUGGUCCAACAGAAAGCUUCUAUUCGAGUGGACAGCCCGGACCUUCCCCGCAGAGUUCUGGAGAUUCCGGUCUCAUUGCUGCUAACAAGGUUCAUUUCACCUACGAAGAGCUGAUGGAGAUAACGAAUGGAUUUUCACGUCAAAACGUUCUCGGUGAGGGUGGUUUCGGAUGUGUGUACAUGGGCUGGAUGCCGGACGGAAGAGUUGUGGCAGUCAAGCAGCUCAAGGCUGGUAGCGGACAGGGAGAGAAGGAAUUUAGGGCUGAAGUUGAGAUUAUUAGUCGCGUGCAUCAUCGUUACUUGCUCUCUCUGGUGGGAUACUGCAUCUCUGAACAGCAAAGAUUGCUUAUCUAUGAAUUUGUUCCCAAUAAAACUCUUGAGCACCAUUUGCAUGGUGCCGGAAUGCCGGUGUUGGAAUGGACCAAGAGACUCAAGAUUGCUUUGGGUCUGCAAAAGGCUUGGCAUAUUUACACGAAGACUGUACGCCAUCCAAAAAUCAUUCACAGAGACAUUAAAUCGGCAAACAUUCUGCUGGAUGAUGCCUUUGAAGCACAGGUUGCAGACUUUGGGCUUGCCAAACUUACAAACGACAUGAAUACUCACGUAUCCACUCGGGUCAUGGGAACAUUCGGGUACAUGGCACCUGAGUAUGCAAAUAGUGGCAAAUUGACAGACAGAUCAGAUGUAUAUUCGUUCGGAGUUGUGCUUCUAGAGCUUGUAACUGGGCGGAAACCUGUUGAUCCAAGUCGACCUUUAGGGGAUGAGAGUUUGGUUGAAUGGGCUCGUCCGCUUCUUAUUCAAGCCCUUGAAACUGGAGAUUUGAGUGAAUUAGUAGAUCCUCGGCUUGAGAAACAUUAUGUGGAGGGUGAAAUGUUCAGAAUGAUCGAGGCUGCUGUUGCGUGCGUGCGUCAUUCUGCUAUAAAACGACCACGAAUGGCGCAGGUGGUAAGAGCAUUGGACUGUGAAGGCGAAUUAUCUGAUCUAACGAACGGAGUGAAAGUUGGGCAGAGUACUGCAUAUGACUCUGGCCAGUACAAUGAAGACAUUAAUAGAUUCAGAAGGAUGGCAUUAGGAAGCGGAGGCAGCUCAGAGAUAUCCAGUGCAGAUUUCACUUCCAGAGAGGUAUCAGGACCCCAAAGUCUAUGGACUCGCCAGGAUCCUUCAAGUGAUGAAUCAGAUACUCGAGCUUUUACCAUGCGUGGUGGUGAGCAGAUAAUCAGUGGAAAUCAAGGCAGACGGUUCUGAAUAGAAAGAGUGGCGAAAUAAUUGUGAAUUGAUUUCUGAAUGUCCACACACUCGUCAUCUUGACAUUGUUAACUCAUGGUACUCCACAGAGAGUUUGAGAGAGAGAGCGAAAGAAACAGGGAGACAGUAGACCACAUUCGUUAAAUUUAUUGACUAAAUCUGACAUAUUAGUGUAAAUUAAGCUGCUGCUUGUUUUUUUUCUUCUCCAUUUUUCCUUGAUGAAGGUCGUUCCCUAGACGCAUUACCAGCAGGGAAGAGCUUGUAAAGUUUACUCAAGGUACUUUUUUUAGUCAUUACUAUGAAGAAUCUGUAUUGAUACUAGAGGUAGAGCAAUAAGAUUUCAAUUAAAUGUGCCUAAUUUUUGUAUUUACACACUUUUGGGAUCUCGGAAUGUAUCAAUCAUAUGAAUUUAGCAUUGAUUAAUCGACGAUG
Molecule: messenger RNA, 2529 nt
Organism: Pyrus x bretschneideri (Chinese white pear)
Lineage: Eukaryota; Viridiplantae; Streptophyta; Magnoliopsida; Rosales; Rosaceae
Product: proline-rich receptor-like protein kinase PERK12
Biological process (GO): protein phosphorylation
Molecular function (GO): protein kinase activity; ATP binding
Source: RefSeq, a predicted model, not a curated record